Molecule: messenger RNA, 810 nt
Organism: Notolabrus celidotus (New Zealand spotty)
Lineage: Eukaryota; Metazoa; Chordata; Actinopteri; Labriformes; Labridae
Gene: tctex1d2
Product: Tctex1 domain containing 2
Exons: 5
Coding region: 121-483 (120 amino acids)
Biological process (GO): microtubule-based movement
Cellular component (GO): cytoplasmic dynein complex; cytoplasm
Molecular function (GO): dynein intermediate chain binding
Source: RefSeq, a predicted model, not a curated record
AUUUUGAAACCGGAAGUAGUGAGCGUCGUCGCCAUGGUAACGCGUAACGCCUGAGCUAAGAUUAGCCACCGUUAGCCUUUUUCACGUCUGUUGGAGUUUAAGAGAUAUCACCGACUUCACAUGGAGGGACAGGACUCAUACCGGAUCAGACCGAACCACCAGCACAGGUUCAAGCCGGCCAUCGUGAAGGACUGUAUCCGUGAGGUGGUCCGGGAGAGGAUGUCCGGGGUCAGGUACGACCCAGAAGAAGUCCCAGAGCUGUCCCGGUCCCUGGCGGACUGCAUCAAGGAACGAGUGAAGAACUCGGGGUUGGACAGGUAUAAGCUUGUCGUGCAGGUGGUCAUCGGAGAACAACGAGGCCAAGGAGUCAAGAUGUCCUCCAGGUGUUUGUGGGACGCCGACACAGACAACUACGCUGAAGACGUCUUCAUAAACGACAGCCUGUUCUGUGCCGUGGCAGUUUUUGGAAGCUAUUACUACUGAGGAGAGGAAGAAGACCAGGCGUGAGGUGAUCCUCCAAUGAGACUGCUCCCUGUCAGCAUGUCAGAUCCACGGUCAGGUGAUCCGUGUUACAACUCUCCAUCAACACAGAGGACAUGGAGAGUGAGGGGACGACCUGAGCGCUGCUGUUAAAGGUUUAACAUGAAGGACUUCAUCAGGACCUCUUGACCUGGUUUUAAAAGACUGAAGCUUCUCUGGGCUGAUGAAACGAGGACACUUUACAAAGAGGAGUUACAUUUAAUCAUCCAGAGUCUGAGUGCUCAGUUUGUUCAUGAGAUACUUCAGAUAAAGACAGUGGAUGUGAUGCAG